UGGCAGCACAGGAAGAAGAAGCUGCGCCAUGUUGGAAUAUCUUCACAUAUUAUAAUAGCUUCACAUUUAAGAAUAUCCUCACAUGUUGGAAUAUAAUCACAUGGUGGAAUAUCUUCACAUGUUGGAAUAUCCUCACGCGGCUUCGAGGGUUUGUCACAAGGCUUCACCCCGCCAACGCAGGGAUGAGCUCUGGUCUUCAGUCCGAAGAGGACUUCCGACACCUGUGCCAGGUCCUCCUGAAGACGUCCGAUCGGCUGCGCGACGGCUGGAGCUGGGAGCGUGUCCAGGGCUCGGAGGAAGGCUACCUGAAGAAGACCGCUCUCAGAUCGGUCCUCAUCCAGUCGGGAGAUCAGGACCUCAGAGGAUCCGGUUCCGACUCUGAGGACGUUGCGGCGGGCGAUGAUGCCGAUACCGCCGCAGCCUCCGAAGGCAGCACUCGUGCGCUUCAGUACGAAUAUCACAUCCUGUACUCGUGCAGCUUCAUGACCCCCGUCUUGUACUUUCGAGCGUCCACUCUGGAGGGGAGGAGCCUGUCCCUGGAGGAGGUCUGGAGUUCGGUCCACCCACACUUCAGGUCCCGCCUGCGGCACAGUCCCCUAACGAGCAUCACGCAGCAGGAACAUCCAGUUCUGGGCCAGCCCUUCUUCAUGCUGCACCCGUGUAAGACGGACCACCUGAUGUCAGCACUCAUGCACUCGGCACAGCAGCAACACAGGCCAGUCAACUACAUGGUAACCUGGCUCAGCACGGUGGGACCCCUGCUGGGCUUGGAAGUUCCCCUGGAGUAUUUGACCCUGCAGCAUCCUUCGACACCACGGCAACGCCCCUAAGACUUGUUGACCUUUGUGUUUUUCAACAGCUUAGUUAGCAUGCUAAUGUCAACAUGCUAACAUUUUUACUCAUUUUUGUAUUUUUUAACCCAAUAAUCAUGGUUUCUGUUACUUGGCGCCUUCUUAGAAGUAUGCUAGCUCUUCACCGGUUAGCAUGCUAAUGUCAACAUGCUAAAAUUUUUCCUCAUUUUUGUAUUUUUUAACCCAAUAAUCAUGGUUUCUGUUACUUGGCGCCUUCUUAGAAGUAUGCUAGCUCUUCACCAGUUAGCAUGCUAAUGUCAACAUGCUAACAUUUUUCCUCAUUUUUGUAUUUUUUAACCCAAUAAUCAUGGUUUCUGUUAAUUGGCACCUGUAAGAAGUAUGCUAGCUCUUCACCGGUUAGCAUGCUAAUGUCAACAUGCUAACAUUUUUCCUAAUUUUGUAUUUUUUAACCCAAUAAUCCUGGUUUCUGAUAAUUAGCGCCUCCUUAGAAGUAUGCUAGCUCUUCACCAGUUAGCAUGCUAAUGUCAACAUGCUAACAUUUUUCCUCAUUUUUGUAUUUUUAACCCAAUAAUCAUUGUUUCUGUUAAUAAGCACCCUCUUAGAAGUAUGCUAGCUCUUCAUCAGUUAGCAUGCUAAUGUCAACAUGCUAACAUUUUUCGUAAUUUUUAUAUUUUUUAAGCCAAUAAUCAUGGUUUCUGUAAAUUGUCACCUUCUUAGGAGUAUGCUCAAUCUUCACCAGUUAGCAUGCUAAAAUGUUUCCUAAUUUUGUAAUUUUUAACCCAAUAAAAAUGGUUUCCGUUACUUGGCGCCUUCUUAGAAAUAUGCUAGCUUUUCACCGGUUAGCAUGCUAAUGUCAACAUGCUAACAUUUUUCCUAAUUUUGUAUUUUUUAACCCAAUAAUCAUGGUUUCUGUUAAUUGGCGCCUUCUUAGAAGUAUGCUAGCUCUUCACCAGUUAGCAUGCUAAUGUAAACAUGCUAACAUUUUUCCUCAUUUAAUAUUUUUUAACCCAAUAAUCAUUGUGUCCGUUACUUGGCACCUUUAAGAAGUAUGCUAGCUUUUCACCGGUUAGCAUGCUAAUGUCAACAUGCUAACAUUUUUCCUCAUUUAAUAUUUUUUAACCCAAUAAUCAUGGUUUCUGUUAAUUGGCGCCUUCUCAGAAGUAUGCUAGCUCUUCACCGGUUAGCGUGCUAAUGUCAACAUGCUAACAUUUUUCCUAAUUUUGUAUUUUUUAACCCAAUAAUCAUGGUUUCUGUUAAUUGGCGCCUUCUCAGAAGUAUGCUAGCUCUUCACCAGUUAGCAUGCUAAUGUCAACAUGCCAACAUUUUCCCUCAUUUUUGUAUUUUUUUAACCCAAUAAUCAUUGUGUCCGUUACUUGGCACCUUCAAGAAGUAUGCUAGCUUUUCACCGGUUAGCGUGCUAAUGUCAACAUGCUAACAUUUUUCCUAAUUCUGUAUUUUUUAACCCAAUAAUUAUGGUUUCUGUUAAUUGGUGCCUUCUCAGAAGUAUGCUAGCUCUUCACCAGUUAGCAUGCUAAUGUCAACAUGCUAAAAAUGUUAUAUUUUAUUUUAUUAUAACAAACUGUGAGUAUAAUAACAUUAUAUUAUAUUUUAUACAUUGUAAUUUAACAUUUCAAAAGGAACACUUUUGUUUAAAAAAUAAUAAUUUUACAUUUUAUGUAUGUUACUUACUUUAAAUAUCUGCUCCAAUUGUUCGCGUUUUGAUUAUUAAAAACGUCAUUUUUAAAUAAAAUCAUAACAAA
Entelurus aequoreus (snake pipefish) is the source of this 2572-nucleotide messenger RNA. RefSeq names its product ubiquitin-like-conjugating enzyme ATG10. Gene Ontology annotation, cellular component: intracellular anatomical structure. The record is from RefSeq and is a predicted model, not a curated record. The coding region runs from base 183 to 830 and encodes 215 amino acids. NCBI's taxonomy places the organism in Eukaryota, Metazoa, Chordata, Actinopteri, Syngnathiformes, Syngnathidae. Gene Ontology annotation, biological process: protein lipidation; macroautophagy; protein modification by small protein conjugation. The transcript has 7 exons. Gene Ontology annotation, molecular function: Atg12 transferase activity.